GUGCAAUCAUGACCCAACCCGGUUUCUACAUGGGAGACAGGUGUGAGUUCUACGCUUCACAGCCAUUGGUCAUUGGGCUGGGGGCCGGAGUGGGAGGCCUUCUACUCAUCAUCAUCAUCACCCUGUCAAUCUGUCUGUGCUGCCGACGUAAGAGGGAACAGCACGAAUUUGAGGGCGCACCAUUACCAGAUAACGCUUACUGGACACUUUAUGACACAAUGUCGGUGACGAACAAGACUGAGGACACCCAUGAUGAGAUGCCACUACACAGCGUGGCGAAUAAAAGGGAGGUCCGCUUUGACGACAGUUCCGGCCAAGAGAAGAACAUCGCUAGCACAUCCACAGCCAAUCAUCUGACCAAUCCGGACAAAGGGCAUGUCAAAUACCAGGUGUCAAGUUACGCCGCUCCUACCUGGGAACGUCCCACGACAACCAAUCACAGCUUCCUUCAUGGAGACUUGCGGACAUCAAGUGAUGAGGAGAACCCUGUAAACGGAUCGAAUCCUGGUGUCAGGAAUGUGCCGAUUGGUCAGGAGUACAAGCUUCCCCGAGCUACAGUGACCACAAGCACCAGCUACUGGUGAAAAACUUGACAGGACAAGGACCGCGACCCUGAUGGGUGACCUAUCCCAGAUGCGCUCCAUCCCAGAAGCGCCUCUGGGAUAGAAGCACAUCUGGGAAGCAAAAAUUGUCACAAAGAUGGCAUUUUGCCCUUUGAGAUUUUUUUACCAUUUAGUAUUUGAUAAAUACAAAAGAACAACUCAUAUAUAGAGUUUGCUAUAUGGUGGCUGAUGGUUGUAAAAUGAGAGGAUGCUAACGCAAAGAAGUGGUGUUUAAAGCUUGUUUUUUAAAGUCUUGUACAUUGAUGAGAGGGACUUUUAUUCCCUUACUAUAUUACUAAGUUUAAGAUUUGAGAAUGCAACUUUUAUUUGUGGAUAUUUGUAAUGAUAAGAGUAGUGUUUGAAAUGCAUUUUGGGUGAAAUGACAAAUGAAUAAUGUAACACUUACAACAAAAUAUUAUAACAAGAUUGGUAACGUCUUUUUGGUAUACUUACAUUUAAGAUUAAGUUUAUAAUUAAAUGAUUGCAUACUCUGACAUGGGUCACUGUGUAUGAUGACCUUUGUAAAAGUAGGCCAAGGAUAGGCCGCCAUUUUGUAACCUUAUCAGGUCACGUACCAGGCAGCGCAGGGGUUGCUGGGAAACUGUGAAAACCCGCUGUGUUCUUUCGCCAUUAACUGAUAACAUACUACAGAGGACUUUUGUGACAAAAAUGCCAUUCCUUGUUCCUUUGAAAACAUUCCAAUGGUUUGUCUAAUUGUGUUUCUAUAGAGUUUGUUGAACGAGUAUUUUUGCCAAUUUAGGUCAGAUGCCGCCAUUUUGUGUUCUUACCAAGCCGUGUGGCACGUACCGUAGCAGCGUAUGUGUUGCUAGAAAACGAUGGAAUUCAAUUGUUAGUUGUCUUCGUCAUUGACGAAUGGUGUCAAAAAUGUCAUAUUAUGACGAAAGUGUAACCCUGUUUUUUAAGGAUUGUAAUAUUAUAUAGUGUUUCCAUAAUCGUUUGUUGUAUCUUAUGACAAUAUGAAAGAAAUGUGUGGAAAUGUGUGGAAGAAGAAUGAGAAAAAGCCUUUAGAAUGAUUCCAACAUUUCCUGUUGCGAGCUGAGUAUUUGUCAAGACUUUCUUUGUUGUGGUUGUCAAUUUGCAGACAAAUUACAGACUGUUGACUCAAAGCAUUUACUUAAACCCAGGUAUUGUUUGGCUAAGUCGUUGUGGACUAUUUGCCCAUACCAGUAAAGUACUCUGUUACCAAGUAGUUAUCAGAAGUUAGAUGAUAUUUACUGACCAAACCACAUUUGAGUGAAGUAUUUGUUCGGUCUGGGAUAGAAUGAUAAAAUGGCGAAAUCUUUUCGUAUGGAGUAACAUGAUUUUUGAGAUGGUGCAAUACACAGCUUUUUACUUGCUUGAGUCGU
Molecule: messenger RNA, 1969 nt
Organism: Branchiostoma floridae (Florida lancelet)
Lineage: Eukaryota; Metazoa; Chordata; Leptocardii; Amphioxiformes; Branchiostomatidae
Exons: 5
Coding region: 9-584 (191 amino acids)
Source: RefSeq, a predicted model, not a curated record